GUAUUCCUUCCUCCUGCACCUCUCCUUGCCGGAGCUCAUGUGUCUGGUCUCCAGUCAUAUCGUGAGAAAUAUCGUUCCUCCAUCAAUGACUCUGACGCUUUUUGGAAAAGCGUUGCUGAGGAGCUCCACUUCGCUGAAGGUUCUUCAAAGGGACUGGAGUGGAACUUUGAUGCCAAAAAGGGCGAUAUUUUCUGCCGAUUCAUGGAUGGCGCGAAGACAAAUAUCUCCUACAACUGCCUUGAGCGGAAUAUAAAGCGUGGAUUAGGCGAUAAAGUCGCCUAUAUUUGGGAAGGAAAUGAACCCCUCGACAACUUCAAAAUAACCUAUAGUGAACUCCAUGCCCAGGUUGUGAAUUUCUCGGCUGUUUUACGUGCUCAUGGUGUCCGGAAGGGAGAUGUUGUGGCCCUGUACCUCCCCAUGAUCACGGAAUUAGCUGUAGCCAUGUUGGCGUGCACUAGAAUUGGAGCCAUGCAUUCAGUAGUUUUUGCCGGAUUUUCCGCUCCAGCCCUGGGAUCUCGAAUAAUUGAUGCGAACUGUCGGGUUCUUGUCACUGCUGACGGGUUCUUCCGCGGAACAAAACACGUGAAUCUCAAGCAAAUUGCCGACGAAGCCGUCAAGAUAGCCGUCGAAGGCGGAGUAGAUGUGAACUCAGGUCAUUGUCGUCUCUCAUCAGAAACGGGUCACCGUCCCGAAGACAUGUACAGCAGCCCUGGCGAUGCGCCCAUGAAUCGCAUCGAUUUCGAUUACACGGUUGAAAUGGCCAAAUACAAAGGGGUCGACUCUCCUGUGGAAUGGAUGGACGCCGAAAGCCCGCUCUUCCUGUUGUACACUUCCGGUUCGACGGGAAAACCCAAAGGAAUUCAACACUCCACGGCUGGUUAUAUGGUAUACGCCUAUUUCACUACGAAAAUCACCUUUGAUGCACAUUCCGAUCGGGAUGUCUAUUGGUGCACUGCCGAUUGUGGCUGGAUCACCGGACAUACGUACCUAUUAUACGGCCCGUUGAUGAAUGGCUUGACUGGAGUGUGGUUCGAAGGGGUACCCAGUCAUCCGGGUCCUGACAGGCUCUGGGAGGUUACCGACAAGUACAAGGUCAACAAGCUGUAUACAUCACCUACCGCUAUCAGAGCCCUCAUGGCAAUGGGAGAUGAACCCGUGAAAAAACAUUCGCGUGCUUCGUUGGAAAUUCUUGGUACCGUCGGGGAACCGAUAAAUCCAGCGGCGUGGAAAUGGCUAUAUAACGUUGUUGGUGAUGGCAGAUGUGCCAUUGUGGAUACUUUCUGGCAAACUGAAACGUCCAAUUUCGUGUCGGAAGAGUCUUUUGGUUCUGCUCAGCACCAGCUUGUUGGAGGAAAAUUCUUCAAGUCGUUUUUCAAAAAACGUCUUCACUUCCAGGGCGGACAUAUGAUCACGCCAGUGCCGGGUGCUACUCCAAUGAAACCUGGAUCGGCAACAUAUCCAUUCUUUGGAGUGAAUCCUGUACUCCUUGAUGGUGAAGGUCGUGUGAUCGAAGGGCCAGGUGAAGGAAAUCUCUGCUUCGAUCGUGCUUGGCCAGGAAUGCUGCGUACCGUUUACGGUGAUUACGAGAGAUUCGUGAAAACGUAUUUCGCACCAUUCAAUGGGUACUAUUUCACCGGUGACGGUGCACGUCGUGACGAGGAUGGUUAUCUGUGGAUAACAGGUCGCGUUGAUGACUUAAUGAAUGUCUCUGGUCAUCUGUUAUCGACGGCUGAAAUCGAAAGCGCGCUUGUGGCGCACGACAAGGUUGCGGAAGCUGCCGUUGUGGCUGCUCCUCACGACAUCAAAGGCUCGUUCCCUUACGCCUUUGUGACUCUGAACAACGGAGAAAAGAUGAAUGCAGCACUUGCGCAGGAGCUUAAGAACAUGGUUCGUGUGAAAAUUGGGGCCAUUGCUGUUCCGGAAGUGAUCCAAUCGGCUCCCGGUCUGCCAAAAACCCGUUCCGGAAAGGUGACUCGUCGUAUCCUACGCAAAAUUGCCGAAGGAUCCGAGUCCGGGAUGGGAGACAUCACCACUCUAGUCGAUGAAGAAGUGAUCAAACAUCUUAUUGCUGGUCGUGUCCAUGGCUAA
Cooperia oncophora is the source of this 2088-nucleotide messenger RNA. The record is from the annotation of a GenBank genome assembly. NCBI's taxonomy places the organism in Eukaryota, Metazoa, Nematoda, Chromadorea, Rhabditida, Trichostrongylidae.